GUCCUCAAAGGCAGCCUGCUGCGUACCCAUGAAGGAUGGCCUCUUGCUGAUCCGGCAGAAGUUCUACCCGUCACCGGAGCAGCAACUGUUGGCGGGAGAGAUGGCGACGGCAAACAAAGGCACCAAGCCCAAGGUGGGGGGUGUCCGCUUUGCCCCAAACCAGACGGUGGAGGGCCCUUCCAGCCAUGUCCACUUCGACGAGAAGCUCCACGAUUCGGUGGUCAUGGUCACCCAAGAGACAGAUGGGAACUUCCUGGUGAAGGUUGGCUUCCUGAAGAUCCUGCACAAGUACGAAAUCACGUUCCUCCUGCCUUUCGUGCAGCAUCUGGGGAGUGAUGUCUCUGCCACGCCCUUGCCGAACCCGAACCUUCGAGUGAUCGAAAUCACGCCAGCAUCCGAAGGUUACAACCUCAAGUGCGAGUACACGGCCCACCGAGAAGGGGUCCUGCGGGAGGAGCUGGAGCUCUGCAGCGUGGCCAACAACAGUGCCUCCGUCAGGGUGGUGGUGCAGGCCAGGGUGAUGGAUCGCCACCACGGCACGCCGAUGCUACUGGAAGGCGUAAAGUGCAUCGGGGCGGAGCUGGAGUACGACUCGGAGCAAAGCGAAUGGCGCGGCUUCGACUAGGCUGGAUCUCCGCCCUGCCCUUGCAAAGCCCGGUCGACUUUCUAGGGUUUUCUAUACAUAUCUACAUCUAUAUUUUCCAGUUCAGCUUGAAGUUUAAAAAUAUAUAUAAGCCCCGCCUCAGCUGUUUACGGGCUGCCAAUC
Molecule: messenger RNA, 766 nt
Organism: Heteronotia binoei (common prickly gecko)
Lineage: Eukaryota; Metazoa; Chordata; Lepidosauria; Squamata; Gekkonidae
Gene: ADISSP
Product: adipose secreted signaling protein
Exons: 5
Coding region: 29-625 (198 amino acids)
Source: RefSeq, a predicted model, not a curated record